AUGGCCGUGCGGUUCAAUCCUCACUUUCAUCCUCCUCCUCCUGCUAGGACCAACGCCUACGGGCAUGACAGGAUCUUUGGACCUCCCGUAAUUUACCUCGUCCAUCUUGACGGUACAGGUCUCAACUAUGUCGAAGUCUUGUUCACCCGCGGCGCGUCUCCCACCGUUCAACAAGAGCUCCGUGUCAUUCAGGUCGCGCUUCUGCGUUGGAAAGAUAACCAGGCGGAUCGCCCGUAUAGAAACCCGGGGGCGACUCAACCACGAACGGACUGGAAAUUUCCCAGUCAGACGCCUACAGGAUUGGAUGUUAGUCUUGUAAUUGUAACCCGAAGCGUUCAUCAAUCCCAGCUCAGCUCACGGCAUGAGCCUCCUCACAUCACUGCAUUCCUCGCCAAUCCUCGGGAGUGGACCCCUCACCUGCUAGUCGAACCUGAUCCCGUCACUGGACUGUUGGUGCCUGUGAGACAUCGCAGUGGAGAUCAGGUAGUCGGGCGAGAGUUGGGGGCCGCCCUCCACAUCUUUGACCAAACUCGCGUCGAUCCGCCCUACGAUCAACUGGUCUUUGUCCAGAAUAUCCAGCCGUUUUGGCAUCGUGAGGAGCGUGCAUCCACAAUCAUCCCGCGAGGAACAUAUCGCAUCGUCGAACUGUUGCAGCCUCGAGUCAUGAGUCACACUUUAGAUGCGUACGAGAGUGCACGGGCCAGUUGCUACGACGCGAACGGGAUCAUUUUCCCUCACCUCAAUGUCCCCCCGCUUCAGCACCCGGCCGGCUCGCACUGGGCUCCCCCGUACGGUGUGGACGCUCCUUGGGCGUGA
Messenger RNA from Peniophora sp. CBMAI 1063, 816 nucleotides. The record is from the annotation of a GenBank genome assembly. NCBI's taxonomy places the organism in Eukaryota, Fungi, Basidiomycota, Agaricomycetes, Russulales, Peniophoraceae.